CCACAAAAACUCCAGACCACUUCCGGUGUUGAUGUUUACUGUUGAUGCACGUAGCGUUCUUCGACCAUGCCGACCGGCUCUUAAAAAUAACAAUGAUGGUCGAUUUUGCUGUGUUCCUCAAUGUACAGUUCAAGCCUACAAAUGUCUAACAUUAUCCUUUCAUGGAAUUCCGAAAGAUGAACAAAUGAAGAAGAUUUGGCUUGUAAGAAGAGACGAAGGGCCACUCUUUCGGAUCAGAAAUUGGACAAGGGUUUGUAGCAGGCUUUUUGUGCCAGAAGAUUUUCGCCCUUUGACCUUAAAAGGAAAACAAAGAAGACUUAAAUCAGAUGCUGUACCAAGUUUGUUUACAUGGAAAAACUUUCAAUGUGGAAAAGAAAGAAAUCAGCCUGCAGUGCGCCAUCCCAUGUCACAAGCAAAUGCCAACACAAAUCAGAGUGAAAACGUGGGCGCAGAGACUGCAACUGCAACAGAGGCUAUUAAUUAUUAUAUGAUGAGCAAGAGUAAUUUAUCAUGUAUGACAACAUAGAUGUGUGUGUGUAUAUAUAAUGCAUGCUAAAUUAUUGCUCAUUAUACUCCGAAUGCAAAAAAUUUGGAAUCAUUUCUUACAGAAUAAACAAUGAAAUUUA
Molecule: messenger RNA, 626 nt
Organism: Pomacea canaliculata
Lineage: Eukaryota; Metazoa; Mollusca; Gastropoda; Architaenioglossa; Ampullariidae
Exons: 3
Coding region: 32-526 (164 amino acids)
Molecular function (GO): sequence-specific DNA binding
Source: RefSeq, a predicted model, not a curated record